This is a messenger RNA of Ruditapes philippinarum (Manila clam), 1062 nucleotides long. RefSeq lists its product as uncharacterized. The record is from RefSeq and is a predicted model, not a curated record. Bases 1 to 1062 code for a protein of 353 amino acids. NCBI's taxonomy places the organism in Eukaryota, Metazoa, Mollusca, Bivalvia, Venerida, Veneridae. Gene Ontology annotation, molecular function: nucleic acid binding. The transcript is spliced from 2 exons.
AUGAGAUUUAUACACAAUUGUAUGAUACAACGUGAAUCAAGAACAACGGGCCCAAUCACCGUACAAGAACUAUUUAAAGCUAAAAUGAAGCUGAUUCAACAUUGCCAGUAUAAUACUUACAAAGAAGUGAUAAACAAUUUGAAAUCUGGUAAAUCACGACUUCCAUUGGUACGACAGUUACGACUUUACCUAGACCAAUAUGGUUUUAUCAGAUGUGGUGGUAGAAUACACAAUGCACCUAUAGAUGAAAAUACAAAAUUCCCUAUUUUACUGCCAGCCAAACAUCCUCUGACACGACUAAUCAUACUUGAUGCACAUGAAAAACAACUUCAUUCCGGAAUUAGUGCUACUAUAUGCCACAUACGACAGACAUUUUGGAUUCCUGUGAUACGACAAAUGUGUAAGAUCUCAAUCCAAAAAUGUACGACUUGUCGUAAAGUAAAUUCUAAACCCUACCUUGUACCAGAUCUACCACCGUUUCUAGCAUUCAGAGUUGAAAGCUCACCACCAUUCACAGUUACAGGUUUAGAUUUCAUUGUAGCACUUUAUGUCCGAGAAGAAACCGGUAGGGAGUCAAAGGCUUAUGUAUGCUUGUUUACAUGCGCAUCCACCCGAGCUGUACACAUAGAACUCGUGCAUGACCUUUCAGAAGACACAUUUAUGCAAGCAUUUCGGCGAUUUGUUAGCAGACGGUCACUGCCUAAACUCAUAAUAUCUGACGACGCAACGACAUUCCAAGCAGCAUCAAACACUUUAAAGUCCUUGUUAGAAUCACAUACAUUGAAGGAACAGCUUGGAUUUAAAGGAACUGAAUGGCUAUUAUACCAAAACAGCCCCGUGGUUUGGUGGAUGAGUGGUCAUAGAGAGCAGACGAUACGCGUUGGUGACGUAGUACAGGUGCACGAGGAAUGUCCUAGAAUACGUUGGAAACUUGCCGUGGUAGACGAAUUGAUGCCCGGUCGCGAUGGAUUGAUCAGAGCAGCAAAGAUUCGUACCGGAAGUGAUCAUACAACAAGACCCAUUGCUAAACUUUAUCCGUUAGAGAUAAAUGAGAAAGAGUAA